Molecule: messenger RNA, 1807 nt
Organism: Eurytemora carolleeae
Lineage: Eukaryota; Metazoa; Arthropoda; Copepoda; Calanoida; Temoridae
Product: mitochondrial-processing peptidase subunit alpha
Exons: 10
Coding region: 119-1705 (528 amino acids)
Cellular component (GO): mitochondrion
Molecular function (GO): metal ion binding; metalloendopeptidase activity
Source: RefSeq, a predicted model, not a curated record
UCUAAUGUAACACUGCUAAUUUUUCCAUAAUGUUCUAUUUAAUCCAUUGUUUGCCAUUUAUAUCGUAUUAUUAAACUAUUAUCUGCGCUUUUACCGAUUUCCCUCGAUUUUCAGAACAAUGAGUUUUCAGAGAGCUGUGCAGACAAUACUUUCGCCGAGCUUUAAGGGUACAACACAGAGGGUUUGUCGUCGAAGUCGGAACACUGCCCCACCGACAUCAACCCAGUCUGUGGCAGCAAGAACCUCUUUGUCCGAACCCUUACCUGGACUCAAUGUUGCCGCUUUUAUUAAAGCGGAACGUAACUCUCCGGAUACUAAGGUUACAACCCUGGAGAAUGGUAUCAGGGUUGCCUCUCAGCCCAAAUAUGGACAGUUUUGUACUGUAGGAGUCUGCAUAGACUCUGGGUCCAGGUAUGAAGUUGCCUUCCCUAGCGGUAUAUCUCACUACCUGGAGAAACUCGCCUUCAAUGCAACAUCUAAAUUUAAUAGCAAAGACGAGAUCUUGCAUAAACUUGAACAGUUUGGAGGAAUCUGUGAUUGUCAAUCCACAAGGGACAUUUUCCUGUACGCUUCUAGUGUGGAUAGCCGGGGGUUGGAGGAGACCAUUGAAAUCCUUGGAGAGGUUGUCCUCCGACCUCUUUUUACAGACGAGGAGAUGGAGAUGUGUGAGAUGAUGAUCAGGUUUGAGCUGGAGGAUCUAGGGAUGCGUCCUGAUCAGGAACCUCUCCUAGUAGAACAGAUUCAUGCUGCAGCUUUCAGAGGAAAUACUCUGGGUCUGCCUAAGAUCUGUCCUCAGGAGAAUAUUGGAUCCAUCAGUAGGAAAACAUUAUACUCUUACCUCUCCGCCUUCCACAGACCUGAGAGAACGGUUGUAGCAGGAGUAGGAGUGGAUCAUGAUCAUCUAGUCGAACACGUUCAGAAAUAUUUUGUUGAUAAACCUCCAAUCUGGGCUAAAGAAAACCUCACUAAAAUCAUCACUGACUCCUCCGUUGCUCAGUAUACAGGAGGACACUGCCUGGUUGAGAAGGAUCUGUCCUCUGUAUCACUGGGUCCUACUCCUAUGCCAGAGCUAGGACAUGUUGUCCUGGGUCUACAGAGUGUAGGACACCAGGAUCCAGACUUUAUACCUUUCUGUGUUCUCAACAUGUUGAUGGGAGGAGGAGGUUCAUUCUCAGCUGGAGGACCGGGCAAGGGGAUGUAUACAAGAUUGUAUACGCACGUACUGAAUCGGUAUCACUGGAUGUAUAGUGCUACAGCGUACAAUCAUGCGUACAAUGAUUCUGGAAUAUUUUGCAUAAAUGCGUCAGCACAUCCAUCCCAGCUCGGGGACCUAGUCCAGGUUUUGGUUCGUGAAUUGGUUGCAAUCACAGGACAAAUAUCAGAUUCUGAACUUAACCGAGCUAAAACUCAGCUUAAAUCUAUGCUGUUAAUGAACCUAGAGUCUAGACCAGUCAUAUUCGAGGAUGUUGCAAGACAGGUUCUGGCUCAAGGACAUAGAAAACCUCCUCAACAUUUUAUCCAUCUAAUCGACCGUGUUACCCGGGACGAUAUUAACAGAAUCGGAGAGAAAAUGCUCGCGUCUAAAGUUAGUUUGGCAGGAAUUGGAACCUUGAAGAAACUACCCAGCUUCAAUGAUAUUGAACUCGGUCUACUCGAUAAACAGGGUUUGUUGCCCCGAAGAAAGUUUGCCGGUAUGUUCAGAUGAAACGGAAUUAGAUUUUGAGACUAAACGAACCUUGUUACAUCGUUAUUCAACUUCACAAACAAAACAGAUUCAUUGCAGAGAUAUAAAAAUUCAAACCUUGGA